Molecule: messenger RNA, 2080 nt
Organism: Oryza sativa Japonica Group (Japanese rice)
Lineage: Eukaryota; Viridiplantae; Streptophyta; Magnoliopsida; Poales; Poaceae
Source: RefSeq, a predicted model, not a curated record
UGAUGAAUCGCUCGCACCCUACCCAACCCAACCCUCCCCGACUCGCCGCUCCACGCCGCAGGCCCCCGCGCGCGCAGAGGCGUAGGCGAGCGAGCAAACGACACGGCACGACAGUACGGCACCAAACCCCAACCCCAACACCGGUCGCGCUCGCGUCGCACCGCCCCGGCAGCCAAGAGAGAGAAGCCCAGGAAAGGCCAAGGUGAUCGACGAGCGCACGCACGCACGCACGCGGCGCCGUCAGAAGGCCAGAGCGGGGGGAGAGGGGAGGAGGGGCUAAAUCGGGGAGAGGUCUCCGUCAUCUCCGACUCGCGGCGCGGCCCCCUCGCCGAGACCGACGGGCCGACGCAACCGAGGCGAGCCAGCGAUCGAGCGGGCGGGGGGCAACGCGUACAAAAAAACCCCCUCCCCUUCCCUUCCCUUCCCUCUCGGUCGCGUCGUCGCGUGGUCGGCGAAUAUUCGAGCGGCAACGGCAUAACACCAUUGUCGCCCGGGACGCGCGCUCUUUCUCUCUCUCUCUCUCUUCCUGGCGAUGGCGGCGGCGGCGGGGGAGGAGGUGGAGGCGGCGCGGUGGGCGGAGGCGGAGGACGAGAGGAAGGAGGGGCUGCGGCGGCGGCGGAGGUACGGGCUUGUGGAGUACCGGGCGCUGCCGGGCUACAUGCGGGACAACGAGUACAUCCUGCGCCACUACCGCUGCGAGUGGCCGCUCCCGCAGGUGCUCCUCUCCGCCUUCUCCAUCCACAACGAGACCCUCAACGUCUGGACGCACUUGAUAGGAUUUUUCAUCUUUCUUGUUCUUACCAUAUACACCGCAACACAAGUUCCAAAUGUAGUAGAUCUUCAAAGUCUGCAGCAUUUACCUGAUGUGCUGAGAAACGCUGAUCUUCAUAAGAUUCAGACAGAACUUGUGGCAUGCCUUCCUUCGUUACCUCACCUUUCUGACUUGCAAAAGCUGAAGGAUGAAUUGAAAAGCUCAUGGAAUUCAAUUGAGGUGCUUCCAUCAUUGUCCCGUUGGCACCUCUUGGAGUUACUAUCAAGUUGCUUGCCGCACAGAUUUACUCAUUCCAAUGAAACCAGUCUGUCUGUUCUUCAAAGCAUGAAGGAAGAUAUAGCAAACAUGAUUGCGCCACAGUUGAUUAGGCCAAUUCCGAGAUGGCCAUUUUAUGCCUUCUUGGGAGGAGCAAUGUUUUGCCUUCUUGCCAGCAGCACAUGCCAUCUUCUCUCCUGCCACUCCCGUCGCCUUGCAUACAUUAUGCUUCGCCUUGAUUAUGCAGGCAUUGCUGCUCUUAUCGCAACAUCAUUCUACCCUCCAGUAUACUAUUCUUUCAUGUGCUAUCCAUUCUUUUGCAACCUGUAUCUCAGCUGCAUAACUAUUUUAGGAGUGGCAACUAUUGCUUUCUCUUUACUCCCUGUUUUCCAGAACCCUGAGUUUCGGACCAUACGAGCAUGCCUCUUCUUUGGCAUGGGUGCAUCCGGCGUGAUCCCUGUCAUUCACAAAUUGAUCCUCUUUUGGCACCAACCAGAGGCAUUGCACACUACCGCAUAUGAGGUUCUGAUGGGCCUUUUCUAUGGCAUUGGGGCACUGGUGUAUGCAACUCGGGUGCCCGAGCGCUGGAUGCCUGGAAAAUUUGACAUUGCUGGUCAUAGCCACCAGCUUUUUCAUGUGUUAGUUGUUGCUGGAGCAUACACACACUAUCAUUCUGGACUGGUAUACCUCAAGUGGAGAGACGUGCAAGGCUGCUAGAAAUUAUCUGUGUGCUCGUAGGAUGUGGAUAGAUUGUAGGUGCCCUGCUUGUGUCCCGAAAAAGAGGACCGCUGAUUCUCUCUCGUCUUCAGAAACAAAAGAUGACUGUUGUUGUUGGCCAAAAGACUAGACCUGGUCUGUUGUAAAAUGUAACGGAGGACUUGCUAGUACUGUGAGAUACAAAUUGAUAAUGAGUGAUGAUCGGUACCUGUAAACUGUGGUGUGGUAUUGGCUGAUUUUUCAGGGUGCAACUCACUUGAUAAAUCAGGCCCUAUUAUUCCCAGAAAAUAACUAUUCAGUGAUACCACAGCCCCUGCUGUGCAUCUUGUGCCGCUA